Messenger RNA from Jaculus jaculus (lesser Egyptian jerboa), 7926 nucleotides. RefSeq names its product DENN domain containing 1B (gene Dennd1b). Gene Ontology annotation, biological process: endocytosis; endocytic recycling; T cell receptor signaling pathway. The coding region runs from base 32 to 2371 and encodes 779 amino acids. The record is from RefSeq and is a predicted model, not a curated record. The transcript has 23 exons. Gene Ontology annotation, molecular function: phosphatidylinositol phosphate binding; guanyl-nucleotide exchange factor activity. Lineage: Eukaryota; Metazoa; Chordata; Mammalia; Rodentia; Dipodidae. Gene Ontology annotation, cellular component: intracellular membrane-bounded organelle; cytosol; nuclear speck.
CGGGACGCUCGGCCCAGCGCGACAUGUCAGGAUGGACUGCAGGACCAGGGAAAAUCCAGAAAGAACAUUUGACUUGGUACUGAAAGUGAAGUGUCAUGCCUCUGAAAAUGAAGAUCCUGUGAUCUUGUGGAAAUUCCCAGAGGACUUUGGAGACCAGGAAGUACUACAGAGUGUGCCAAAGUUCUGUUUCCCCUUUGAUGUGGAAAGGGUGUCUCAAAAUCAAGUUGGACAGCACUUCACAUUUGUACUGACAGACCUUGAAAGCAAACAGAGAUUUGGGUUCUGCAGACUCACAUCAGGAGGGAAAAUUUGUUUAUGCAUCCUUAGUUACUUGCCAUGGUUUGAAGUAUAUUACAAGCUUCUCAAUACUCUUGCAGAUUACUUGGCUAAGGAAUUGGAAGAUGAUUUGAAUGAAAUUCUGAAAUCACUCUAUAACCACCCAGUACCAAAGGCAAAUACUCCUGUCAGUUUGAAUGUGAACCAAGAAAUAUUUAUUGCCAGUGAGCAAGUUCUGAAAGAUCAACCCUCACUAAUACCGCAUUCCUACUUCAUUGCCCCUGACCAAACUGGACUCCCAACAAUACCAGAGAGUAGAAACCUCACAGAGUAUUUUGUUGCUGUGGAUGUGAACAACAUGCUGCAACUGUACGCCAGUAUGCUGCACGAAAGGCGUGUCAUUAUUACCUCCAGCAAAUUAAGCACUUUAACAGCCUGUCUCCAUGGAUCGGCUGCCCUGCUGUAUCCCAUGUACUGGCAGCAUAUCUACAUCCCCGUGCUUCCGCCACAUCUGCUGGACUACUGCUGUGCUCCAAUGCCAUACUUGAUUGGAAUACACUCCAGCCUCAUUGAGAGAGUGAAAAAUAAAUCACUGGAAGAUGUGGUUAUGUUAAAUGUUGACACAAACACUUUAGAAUCACCAUUUAAUGACUUGGGCAGUCUACCCAGUGAUGUGGUCUCGGCCUUGAAAAACAAACUGAAGAAGCAGUCUACAGCUACCGGUGACGGAGUGGCGAGGGCCUUUCUUAGGGCACAGGCUGCUUUGUUUGGGUCCUAUAGAGAUGCACUGCGAUACAAACCUGGUGAGCCUAUCACUUUCUGUGAGGAAAGUUUUGUCAAACACCGCUCAAGUGUGAUGAAACAGUUCUUGGAAACUGCAGUUAACCUUCAACUUUUUAAGCAGUUUAUUGAUGGUCGACUGGCAAAACUUAAUGCAGGAAGGGGUUUCUCUGAUAUAUUUGAAGAAGAGAUCACGUCUGGUGGCUUUUCUGGAGGAAACUCACGGUCAUAUCAACAAUGGGUACAUACAGUCAAGAAAGGAGGGGCACUAUUCAACACAGCAAUGACCAGAGCAACUCCUGCUGUACGAACUGCAUACAAGUUUGCAAAAAAUCAUGCAAAAAUAGGAUUAAAGGAAGUGAAAAGUAAGCUGAAACAUAAGGAAAAUGAGGAAGAUUAUGGAACAUGUUCUGGCUUGGUACAAUAUACACCAGUUUAUGCAUUACACAAUGAAAAGGGAGGAUACAUAGAAAAGCACACACCUUCCCAGGCACACUUAAAAAGGCCUCACAAGAGCUUUGAUGGUACUCUGUAUGAUGAUAACGAUGAUAUUGAACGAGCAAGCAAGAUAUCUUCUGAAGAUGGAGAAGAAAGUUCUGCUUAUUUCUAUGAAAGUGAUGACUCAGAAACAAGAGUGAAGACACCAUAUUCAGGUGAAAUGGACUUGUUAGGAGAGAUCCUGGAUACACUGAGCACACACAGUUCAGACCAAGGGAAGCUGGCUGCUGCAAAGAGCCUGGAUUUCUUUAGAUCAAUGGAUGAUAUUGAUUACAAGCCUACGUGUAAGUCCAACGCUCCUAGUGAGAAUAAUCUGACCCUGCUGUGUGGCUCUGGUGAUCAAGCAGAGUGGAACCUCGGACAGGACGACAGUGCCCUCCAUGGCAAACAUCUCCCUCCAUCUCCCAGGAAGCAGGUUUCUGGCAGUGGUUUGACAGAGUCUCUGUUUAUCCUGAAAGAGAAAAACAGUGAAAAGCCACUCCAUGCUGACAGUGGGCAUGACCCUACUGUGGUAGAAAAGCCAUCUUCUGUUUUAGUCUUGGCUUUUCAGCCAGCUCCCCCUGAAGUUUCCCAAAUGCAUGAAGGAAAAAUCGAAGAGAAGGAAACACUAAACCAGGCUUCAGAGGAUCUGCUUCUACCCAGCCUUGGGCGACGCCAGUCUACUUUCGUUCCAUGGGAGAAAGAAGGGAAGGAAGUCAAGGAACCUUCAGAAGAUGUUGGACUGCUUCAUGAAGUUGUAUCAUUGUGUCACAUGUCAUGUGACUUCCAACAAAGCUCAAACAUUUCAGAAGAAAACACAAGUAGAAACCAAACUUAAGUGACCAAUUAAGGAUUAGUCACUUACAUCUAGGCUUCCAAGGAGACACUUUGGGGUUCUCUAUCAUUUGUCUGGUAAAUACAAUUACUUGUAGGAAUGACAACCCUUAUAACUAUUUAACUUUUUACCAUUUUGAACAUUUCUCCCAUGUGUUCUUUUCGUGGAUACAUUUUACCCAUUGAUUUUUAAGGUACAGUGAAUCUUCUGUGCUAUUAAAUCAGGUACUAGUUUGUAUGAAUGCUGAAACUAUAUAUUGAACAAAUACUUUCCUAGUAUUUGGUGCUUAAUGCCAUUCAUUUUAUUUAAAAUAGAUGUGCAUAUAUAACCCUUUAACAUAACCAGUAGCUACUAUACUAAUCUGAUUGAGCAUGAACUCAUCAGGAUAUCAAAACUUAUCAAAAAUAGCUUGAAACUCAAGAAAUUCUUAAUCUACUAAUUGCCUUAAUCAUAAAGCCACGUUAAAUACACAAAUAACUUAUGAAAUUACAUUUAAAGCUUGAAAUAUAAGCUAUUUGUCCUGCAGAGCAAUAAUGCAUUUUUUUAUUUAUGGGAUGAAGGUCAACACUCAUAUUUUUUUCCAGGUUUAAAAGCUCUCUUAUAGAAAUUCUUAACCUGCUUUUAUAAAGACACUGUAGCCAUGUUUUCCAAAAUGUAUAAAUGUGUACAUUUAGGUUCCACUUAGUGAAAUAUAUGAAGUGCUGAAUUAUAAUGUGAAAUUGAUGACUUCUGUUUACAAAUGAGACAAAUAAUGGUCACAGUUUCUAUGUAUGCCUUUGCUAUCUAAGGUCUAACCCAUGAAAGCUAAUGCAGCAUAAACAGUCAUGAUAAAAAUUGUCCUGUUCUUUUCAUAAUUAAUGAUUUUCAAUCAAAAUGUGCCACAUUUUAAAAUCAGAUCUACUUUGUAAAAUAAUUAACUUAGUAUUUAAUAAGAUCUAGAUUUAGAGUAAAACUAAAAGACAGUACAGAGUUCUCACACACAACCACAUUCUCCUCUUACUAACAUGUUAGUAUGGUAUUGAUAGUCCUACUGUACUCAGAGCUCUAGCUUUUUUCUCAUGUCCAUUCGCUCUUUUAUUAACCCAUCAGAACACCAAAUUACAUUCUGUUCAAGUCUCCCAACCAAGGCUUCUCUUCUCUAUGUACUUCACCUCCUUGUUUUUGAUGGCCUUGGCAGUUCUGAGGCAUGGUGGUUGGAUAUAUUGUAGACUGCUCUGCUCUUGGAAUUUGUCUUAUACUUCUCUCAUAAUUAGUGAAUUAUGGGUUUACAGAAAAAUCACAGAAGUAAAGCCCCAGUGUCAUAUUGAAUAUGAGCUGUCAGCAUACUCUGUGGUGAUGUUGACUUUGAUAACCUGCUGGGAUUUUUCACUAUAAACUAACCCCUCCUUUCUAGUCUGUGGACUUUGGGAAGAAGUCACAAUCAGCAGCCCACACUUAUUGCAGAGAGUUACGUUUCAAUUCCUUUGGGCAGAGGAGUAUCUAAGUAAAUCAUGUAUAUUUCUUCUUUAUGGAAUAUUGUCUCCCUCAAAAGUUAUUGCUGAGCUUUGGAAGACAUCGAAGAACAUGUCAUAUUGAUUACUUCAUGCUAGACUCUUCUAACAGGUAUAGUCUGGGAAAAGAAAAGGAAACCUAGUAGCAUAAUGGUUAUUUAUUUCUAUUCUCAGGGUAUCUCUUCUAUGCAUACCCAAUAAUGAGUGUUUUUCAAAAAUUGUCUUUUUAAAAAAUUGAAAAAAAAAACACUGAAGAACUCUCAGAAUUUGCUUAAGAAAUAUACUGUCAGUUAAAGUUCUAGAAGAUUUAUGAAACAUUGCCUGAAAUAUUUAUGCAGGUCUUUUUUAAAACUAUAUUCUAUAAUCUAAAUAAAUGUGUUAUAUUUGAGGUAAUCAUUCACUUAUAAUGGAAGAUGAAUAUUUCCUUAGAAGGAUGGAUUCUUUUCUAUUAAGAGUAAACCAUGUGUAAUCAUUGCUUUUUUUAACACAAAAAUAAAAUUCUGGGUUCUUGUCAAAUUUUUCCCUGAUUUAACAAAAAUGGUAAUAAAAGAAGGGGAUAUGUAGAAAAGCUGGUUUUAGUGAAAAGGUAAAUAGUUACUCCUAUGAUUCAUCUGCUUGGAAAAUAUCCCUGCAUCAUUUGUAAAAAGAAUGCAAAGGAACCUUUAAUGAAUUUUGAAAUGAAGUUGUUCUCUCUUCAGAACUUGUCCUCUGAAGAAAGAGAGCAUAAUGAGUGUAAUGAACCACAUUGAAUUUUAAUCUGUUUCAUUAAUACACUUCAGGGUCAUAGAGGUAUGAUUCUUCCUACAUUGGGUCAUCUUACAGGAUGUUUGUCUAUAAUAUUAUACUAUAUUUCAGGAUAUUUAGCCACUCACAAAUGUAAUUGUCUUAGGAUAUUUUUUAAUGAUUUGUGCCUUACAUGUAAAAAUAACUAUUUUACUCUGUUAAAAAAAAAUCUGUACAUUUUUCUUGAGAAAAAAGUUCAGACAACUAGUAGCAAAUAUCAGAACUUCACAUCAUUCAAUCUGUCUUUAAACUCAACUUAUCAUUAUUAUGGUGGGUAGAGCAGGAAUGAAUGACAUUAGGCUAAGAUGUGAAAUACCAAAAAGUUUAUUUCCUACUUUGCCCACAUUUUCUACUAUGACAAAACAGACCUUUGUAAACCCUGUUUCUUGGGAUCACUUUUUCAAAGAAGCACAUCCUGCUCUACAAGACACUUGAAGAGACACAUGUCUUCAGGCUCACGCGCAUGGUCGUUUUCCUGAUUCCACUUGGGCCUUUAUCUUGUCCUUAGGUAUUGCAUCCUUGGUGUUUCAGGAUGGAGAAGAAAGACAAAUUUAGGAGCUGUUGUUUUGUAUAUUUAAAUCAGAAUUAAUUUCCCUAAGUAAAGAUGUUGCUAAGUGCUAUAUUUUGAUGAUUACCUACUUCAGUAUAUCUUAUGAAUCAUAUUCAUAUCUUAAGAAUUAUAUGAUGAUUUUUUCAAAUUCAAAAUUAAUUACUCCUUCAUUUACAAAAUAUUUGACUUUUGUACCAGUCAGGAAUAAGGUGUUAUAACAAAGGAUCUGGGGACAUAGGAGGAAUCAAAAUAAUUAGCAUAAUCCCUGCCCAGAGGAAUCAACUAAUAGGAAAAGCAACUGUAAGAGUGGUCAGAUAACAAUAAGGAAUAAUGAUAAUAUUACAGAAUGAUGCACAUUGCUUAGCGAAUCUAACACCACAAAACUUAGUAUUUUAAAAUGGCUAUUUAUUUUAAGGCCUGUUGUGAAUACAGAAUUAGUACUAUUUCUAGUUACAGUAACUUUCUGUAUUACUAUGCCAGAUGCAGUAUUGCAAAGGAACCUACUUUUCAGGACAGAUUCAAAGACUCAUGCAGGAGCUGAGUAUCCUUGCUAGCCUGUUCUUUAUUAAGUAUACAGUCAACAGACCCUCCCUUACAGCAUUUACCACUUUCCUCAGUUUAGGAAUAAGUUAGGUAUCGAUAGGAAUCCAGUCAUGUUGAUGGGAAUUCAAUGUUUACCCUAAAAUUUUUUUGAUAAUAGCAUUCUCUAGAAACAAUCCCUUUUUAAAAAAUUGAAGCUGUAAGUAAUGAUUCUGUUACUGAAAUUCUACACUCAUAUCCUUAUGCUAGAAUACAGGAAUGUUAAUGAAUAAAGUGAAGAAGUAGACUAUUGAUCAAGAGAAGACAACUGUGAAUAUUAUUAUAGUCAAUAGAGUUUCUAGGAGAUUUAUUACUUGUAUGAGUCAGUUUUCUUAUGGUAAUUCCAUUGUGUUUGGUGUCAGUAAUCAUGAAUCUGAGAAAGUAUCUUAAAAUCAGAAUGUAAUCCAGGAAUGUAAGUCCUAAGUGGACUCUCCCCAUAUCACUUCUCCAUGGAGUACAUGGUUUCUAGAAUUUAUUCUUUGUGAGCCAGAAAUAAUGUUUAUGUCAUCUCUUAAAGCUUCCUUAAGAGGCAGAAUGGUUUUGAGAAGGCCAGUUAACUUUAUGAUUUGGUUAAGAAAUAGGGAACUAUGUAUAUUUAAACAGAAACAUUUUAUUUUGCAAUAGAAAAUUGUGUGCAAUAUUUUUUCUUGCAUAGUUUAGUUCAUAUACAUAUGCACAUCUGCUUUCCUGGCAGAUGCCUUAAGGUCAUGUCUUUCAGUAUUUGCCCAAAACUGUAUGUAGCAAUGUUCUGUGGGAUUUCAAAAAAAAAAUUAUUCUUUAUUUUGCUGGCAGGAGAAAUGUCUUUGUUUAUUUAAAAUGAUUGUGGAUGCUGCAUUAUUGUAUUAUAACUAACUGCCUCAGCAACAAUAAAUAUGCAAUAAGAAAAUCUUGUACCUUAGACUAGUAUUGACAGUACUGUUACUUUAAAAGAGAUGUUUGUGGUACCAAGUGCUAAUUCUACAUGUGUACAUUUAACAAAUAUUCUGUUCUAUACCACAUAAAUUUAAAUGGCUUAUAUAUGGCUGUGAUCAUUUAUGUAGAUUGUGAUAUUAUUUGUGAUGGCUCUUCAUUAAGAUUUAUAAAGGGCAUUGCCAAUACUUUUGACUGCCUGUAAAUUAAUUUCUUUGUAUGAUGUACAGUUUGUUUAGCCUUAGAUCUUCUAUAGAUUUCUACUUUUAUUAUACUUGAAUGAGGCAGAAAUGAGCACUGUGGAAAAUUUAUAACUCUGGAUGCAAUAUGCAAGUAUACCAAAAAUAAAACAAGGUACUGAACAUCAAUGCUAAGUGAAUGCUUUAUAUCCAGAAAGCUGUGUUUCUUCAAGCCACAUUAUACUUAAAUGAAGUAAUUGAAGAUAUGCACUCUUUUAUCUUCAAAGGUUGUAGUCACACAUGAUUACUUCUUUCUUUGAUAUGUCAAAUCUCGAUAUCCUUAUAUCUUCUGUUUCAGGUGAGCCUGACUCAUCAAUGAACCCAUCUCUGUUUGAUUACAGGAUGUUUAGGAAGAACAGAUUGACAACACUGUUCAUGUUAGAUGCACUGCAUGUGUUACAUCUCCAUCUUUUAGAUAGAAUAACUGUCAUAGGUGAUUUUGAGAACUCGUUAAUAAUCAUAUGAAAGUAGAUUUGUAAAAUCAUUUAUGAUUUAGCUGUGCCUAAAACAGCAAACCCCACUGAGGAGGGCUUUUAGUGGAAUGGGAAUGGUGGGAGGUGUAUAAAAGUAUAACUUGAUGGGAAUAUGACCAAAAUACAGUAUGUUCAUACAGUAAAGUUAAUAAUUAAGUUUUAAAAGUAUGUAAAGUGUUUUGACAUAAAAGCCACAUAAAGGGUUAAAUAUUGAAUUUUUCCAAAGUUUGUACCUUUUGUAUCUGUUUUUUCAAAGAUUGUAGCUGAUGAACACUCAUUUCAGAAGAUUGAAAGUCUUGAGGAUUUUGUUCAACAUGGUAACAGAUAUCUGCAAAAGUACCUAGCAUUGAAAUUUGCUUAGUUGUUUUUACAUCUUCGGGGCUACAGAAUAAAUCAUCUCCAAAGCUGACUACUAUUGGGAAGAUGUGUAUACAAGGGGCAAGUUUUAAAAUAUGCAAAAUAAUAUUGAAUGAAUUCCACCUCACCAUAAAGUACCCAAAAAUGUAGUUUUAAAAUAAAAUUGGUCACAAUGAAA